Myripristis murdjan (pinecone soldierfish) is the source of this 6581-nucleotide messenger RNA. It is a transcript of the gene magi1b, whose product is annotated as membrane associated guanylate kinase, WW and PDZ domain containing 1b. Gene Ontology annotation, molecular function: protein binding. The coding region runs from base 513 to 5708 and encodes 1731 amino acids. Gene Ontology annotation, biological process: signal transduction. Gene Ontology annotation, cellular component: cell-cell junction; cytoplasm. The record is from RefSeq and is a predicted model, not a curated record. NCBI's taxonomy places the organism in Eukaryota, Metazoa, Chordata, Actinopteri, Holocentriformes, Holocentridae. The transcript has 24 exons.
AUGAGAUUCAGCAAAACACACGACAACGGUGUACCUGCUUAAAGGAGCCGUGGACGGCCUCAAAACACGGACAAAGUCAGCGGACAGUGAGAAGGAGGAGUCCAGGAGCCGGUAAUUAGGGACGGGAGACCCCAUUCAAAGUGAGUUUGUCCGCAGAACUGAGAGGAUUUAAUAAGUGGACACGCGACACACGAGUGGGACCGUGGCAGAUAUUAAAUUGCAUCGACAAUGGGGGAUUAAGCGGCGAAGAUGUUAAGAAGAUGAGAAAAACAAUACUUGCGCUGUAAGGAGUCCCUCUCAAAUGUUUGAGCGGACAGGAAUGGCUUGAUUCCUCGCUACAGGACGACGGUGGGAGAAUACUGUCAGACGCACUCAUGUUUCUGUGGGAGAGAAAGAAAGUUUGCUGCGCUUGAUUCGGAUAUAUGCACUACUUUCUGAGACGCACUGCUUCUGUCUGUUUCUGAUCCCAGUCGGACAGACCACCUGUUAGGUGUCGGAUUAUACUGAUCACAAUGUCCAAACCCGUGCUGAAGAAAAACCACUGGACCUCCAAAGUGAACGAGUGCUCCGUCUGUAAGGACGCCCGUGGUGACUUGAAUGUGCCACUGCGCGGCGGCGCUGAGAACGGAGAGUUCGCCUACAUCGGGCCAGUUAAUGAGGAUGUCGUGGUUUACAAAAGUGGAAAACUAACCGAGGGUGAAUUGCUGUUGGAGGUAGAGAACCUCUCGAUAUCCGGGCUGCCCCUUUACGACGUGCAGACAGUAAUAAAGAACUGCAAAGGUCCCGUCAGGUUGAAAACUGUCAGGCAAGGAAACAAGCUGAACAAGGACCUUAAGCACUACCUGAGUCAGCGCUUCCAGAAGUCCUCGCCCGACCACGAACUGCAGCAGACCAUUCGAGACAACCUCUACCGCCACGCCGUGCCUUGUACAACCCGCGCCCCACGUGAAGGAGAAGUCCCUGGUGUAGACUACAACUUCCUGUCAGUGGAGGACUUCCUGGAGUUGGAGAAGAGUGGAACCCUUUUGGAGAUAGGAACGUAUGAAGGUAACUAUUAUGGGACGCCCAAGCCGCCGGUGCAGCCCCCCAGUGGGAAAGUGAUUAGCAGUAGCGGUAGCGGCGGUGAUGCCCCACUGCCAGACGGGCUCAGCGGUAGCCUGCCGGGCUCGCAGCACUCCACUCCCCGACGCACCAAGUCCUACAAUGACAUGCACAAUGCUGGAAUAGUGCCUGGAGAGCAGCAGCAGGAGGACGACGAGGACCUCCCUGACAUGAACAGUAGCUUUACAGGAGACUCUAGUGAACUAGACGAGAUUCACCACUCGGUGCGCCCCUUUGCCCCCUGCCAGAACGCCCCGUCCUACACCGGGACGACCCCCUCACCACCGGCCACCACGGAGAGCACACAGCAGACACACCCUCACCUGAGCCAUCCUCCCCCAGAGGACCCGCUGGGACCUCUGCCUGAGAAUUGGGAGAUGGCCUACACCGAGAGCGGGGAGGUCUACUUUAUAGACCACAAUACAAAGACCACUUCUUGGAUAGACCCUCGGUGCCUGGACAAGCCUCAGAAACCCCUCGAAGAAUGUGAAGAUGAUGAAGGGGUACAUACAGAAGAGCUGGACAAUGAUCUAGAACUGCCGGCAGGAUGGGAGAAAAUAGACGAUCCGGUAUAUGGGGUCUACUAUGUUGAUCAUAUCAACAGGAAGACCCAGUAUGAGAAUCCGGUGCUGGAGGCUAAGAGGCGUAGGCAGCUGGAACAACAGCAGCCUCAGCAGCCUCAGCCCCAAAGCCAGCAGCCACCUGAAGGUGAGCGCUACAUCCGAGAAUGGAUCGAGGACUCGACGUUGGCAGGGGCCCCACUGGCCAGCUAUGCUGCCAAUCACCAGGAGACCUACAGAGACCCUCAGACCGGACCCCCAGUGCCCAAUGCUAUGGGACAAAAACGAGGGAAGCCUUUUUUCACACGCAACCCAGCUGAACUGAAGGGGACUUUUAUAAAUACCAAGCUGAAGAAGAGUCGCCGGGGGUUUGGCUUCACUGUGGUGGGGGGUGACGAGCCCGACGAGUUCCUGCAGAUCAAGAGCCUGGUCCUAGAUGGGCCUGCUGCCCUUGAUGGCAAGAUGGAGACAGGUGACGUGAUUGUGAGCGUCAACGACACGUGUGUGCUAGGCUACACACAUGCGCAAGUUGUGAAGAUCUUCCAGUCCAUCCAAAUUGGCUCCAUGGUCAACUUGGAGCUCUGUCGUGGCUAUCCACUGCCCUUUGACCCUGAUGACCCCAAUACCAGCCUGGUGACCUCAGUGGCCAUUCUUGAUAACAAAGAGCCCAUCAUUGUAAAUGGCCAAGAGGGCUCCAACAGCUAUGACUCACCUUCCAGUCACGGCAGCCAGAACAACAACAAUGGCUCAGCCAAUGGCGGGGCACCCCUCAAUGGCCUUCCCCGACCCAACAGCCCUUCAGCAGAGGCAGCCUCUGACACCUCAUCCCAGCAUGGCUACCCAAGCGAUGUUGUCACACUGGCCUCAUCGAUUGCCACCCAGCCAGAGCUCAUCACUGUACACAUGGAGAAAGGAGACAAGGGUUUUGGGUUCACCAUUGCCGACAGUCCUGGAGGCGGAGGUCAGAGAGUGAAGCAGAUCGUGGACUACCCACGUUGCCGUGGUCUCAAGGAGGGAGACAUCAUCGUGGAAGUGAACAAGAGAAAUGUGCAGAGCAUGUCUCACAAUCAGGUGGUGGACCUGCUCAGCAAGUGUCCUAAAGGUAGCGAGGUCACCAUGCUGGUACAGAGAGGGGUGGCACCCGCAAAGAAGAGCCCAAAACUGGAUGAUUUUGAGCUGGCUCCUCCUUACAGAGAUUACACAAGGAGGCAGUUGUCAAGGAAGGACAGUCAGAACAGCUCCCAGCACAGUGUUUCCAGCCACCGGAGCGCCCACACCGACUCGCCUGUGCACCCAUCCCUGGCCCCCCCUCUCAGUGAGAGCUCCGCCCCCCCGCCCCCCUCCCAGCCUCUGCCGGGGCUGCCACCGCAGGACUCCCCCGCAGACGGGACCAUCCAGAGGAAACCAGACCCCUUCAAGAUCUGGGCCCAGUCUAGGAGCAUGUAUGAAAGUAGGCUUCCAGACUUCCAGGAGCAGGACAUCUUCCUGUGGAGGAAGGACACGGGCUUCGGCUUCAGGAUUCUUGGAGGCAACGAGCCAGGGGAGCCGAUCUACAUCGGUCACAUAGUAAAGUACGGUGCAGCAGAUGAAGAUGGACGUCUGCGGUCCGGUGACGAGCUGAUAUGCGUGGACGGCACAGCGGUGGUGGGCAAGUCUCACCAGCUGGUGGUGCAAUUGAUGCAGCAGGCCGCCAAGCAGGGCCACGUCAACCUCACCGUCCGACGCAAAACCAGCUAUGCCGUUAAAGCCGAGGGAGACGUACCCCCUUCACCGGCCUCCUCCCACCACAGCAGCACCCAGGCGCCCAGCCUGACAGAGGAGAUAGGGAAGCGCACCCCACAGGGCAGCCAGAACUCCCUCAACACGGUCAGCUCCGGCAGUGGCUCCACCUCUGGCAUUGGCAGUGGGGGAGGGGGCGGUGGGGCAGGGGGCAGCGGCAACGCGGUGGCGGUUGCGGCGGCGGCGGCUGCUCCCACCUCCUCUCAGCCCCCCAACGCCUCCACUGCUGUGUCAUCCUCCACCCUGCAGCCCUACGACGUAGAGAUCCGCCGCGGGGAGAACGAGGGCUUCGGUUUCGUCAUCGUCUCGUCAGUAUCACGGCCUGAAGCGGGCACCACGUUCGCUGGCAAUGCAUGUGUUGCCAUGCCUCACAAAAUAGGCCGCAUCAUUGAGGGGAGCCCGGCAGACCGCUGUGGGAAGCUGAAAGUUGGCGACCGCAUCCUGGCUGUGAACGGCUGCUCCAUCACCAACAAAUCCCACUCCGACAUCGUCAACCUCAUCAAGGAGGCCGGGAACACCGUCACACUACGCAUCAUUCCUGGAGAUGAGUCGUCGAAUGCAUCCCUGCUGACCAACGCGGAGAAGAUCGCCACCAUCACCACCACUCACACACCCCAGCAACAGGCCGCACCCGAGGCCAGAAACAACACCAAACCAAAACAGGAGUCAUUUGAAUUCAAAGCACCCCAAGGCCCUCCUCCCCAGCCCCCAUCACAACAAGUCCCGGCCCAGGAUGCUGAGUUCUACUCAGUGGAUCUGGAGCGGGACAACAAAGGCUUUGGCUUCAGCCUGCGAGGAGGCAGAGAAUACAACAUGGACUUGUACGUGCUGAGGCUAGCUGAGGACGGGGCAGCCGUGCGUAACGGCAAGAUGAGGGUUGGCGACGAGAUCUUGGAGAUCAACGGUGAGAGCACCAAAGGCAUGAAGCAUGCGCGAGCCAUCGAGCUCAUCAAGAGCGGAGGCCGCCGCGCCCAUCUGGUGCUCAAGAGGGGCGACGGCUCGGUACCCGAAUAUGACGCCAGCCUCGACGACAACAGUGCAGCCAACCCAGCCGCAGGGUUACAAAACUCUGCGGAAGUGAGCACCCAGCCCCCAACCAAUGCACCAUCGGAGUCAAGCUACCCAACAGAAACCCACCAACCAUCCCGGAGCAAGGAGCCGACCCGCCACACUACUGGCACCGGCAAGCACCACCAUUCCAAACACCGCCACCGCUCCCCCAACAAGAAAACCAGCACGGGCAAACACAAGGGGGGCAAGUCCACUGGGAAGGACGCAUCCAAGCUGUUCAAGAAAAAGGACGACAAGGCAAAGAGUAGUUCCAAAGAUGGCCACCAUCACCAUUCGAGCAGCGGGCACCACCGUAGUGGGCAUCACCGUUCACCUGAGAAGGGGCGCAGCAGGGCACGCAGUGCAGAAAACACCCUGGAUGGCCGUCAUAAAGGACGCAGCCACGGGCGCUCCCCCGACAGACACCGCACCCACCACUCCUCUCACCAUCGCCACCGCUCUCCCUACCGCUCUCCCUACCGCUCUCCCUACCGCUCGCCUCACCGCCACAGGUCCCCCCACCGCUCUGGUCACCACUCCCCCCACCGACGCCACGCUCAAUCCUCAGACCCCUACCGCCGGCAUGCCUCCCCAGAUAGACAGAGGGGCCGGAGCAAUGAGAAGCCCAAUGGGGUUGAGGCCGUAUUGAAGGAGCCCCCCAGGGCCCCUGAACCUAGCCCCCCUCUUGAGGAUAGCAUCCUCCGGGAACCCCCAGCCCUGGACCGUCUAAACAGGGAGGCCACACUGCCACGCCUGUAUGGGGAGGACAGCCUGCUACUGAGAGCCUCCUCCAUGGAAAGGGCCUACAGGGGGGACAGCCUGCUGAGGGAGGCGGCAUCCCGUGGCCAGAGAGGGGCCUACGGAGACAUCACCCUGCCCAGGGUGCGCACCCCUGACUCAGAUUCAGCCUACAGGAGGUACAGCUCGCUGCUGAGGGGACGCUCCCCCGAAAGGACAGAGAGGGACGGGCGCUACGCCAGCAGAAGUGGGUCCCGCGAGCUACACCCCCGAGCCCGCAGCCUGGGACGAGACAUCUCCCCGGUCAGGAGCUUCAGACGGGACGAGGAAGAGGAUGAAGAGUAUGAGGACGAUAUGAUUGCGGCUAAGGUGAGGGAGUACUACAGCACUCUGAAGUCCGACACCGGUCGCUCCUCGAAGACCGUGCUGCCUGAGCCCAAGAAGACCUACAAGGAGAGCCCCAAUGACCUGAGCAUUUGAUUGGACGUCUAUCAGCCAAUCACAGCCACUGCCCACAAAGCACCACAAAGCGCUCACUCCCAUUACCACUUGGUCUCUCACGUACAGAAGUGCACCCAAGUUACACACAGACACACAUAUACACACACAAAACACACAUAUACACACAAAACACAAUACUUAUAUAGACAUACACAGACCCUGGAGAAGAAUCUAAGUUAUUAUUGAUUGUGGUUGAGUUACUAACCAGACAGUGAUUCCAAAAUGACUUUUAAAUCUCAAGUUUUUUUUCUUACUUUUUUCUUUAAUUUUGUUUGUGAUUUUGUUUUUCCUUUUUUUUCUUCUUUUUUUAGUUAAGCAUUCUACAUUUACAGUAUCUCCGACUUUUACAGAAAAUGUAAAACCAUAAAAAACAAUGAUGUGCCUAACAGUUCCAUUAAUGAGAAACUUUUUUUUGUUGUUUUGUUUCAUUUUCUUUAUAAUUUGAUAUGUGACGGCCAUUUUGUGCCGCACCGUCAGAUAACGAAAUGUAUGUACUUUUCCACAAAGAGCCCAUGGAAGUACCGUGCACCUGGAUAACUGUAAACGGUGCUCACAAUGAUGCUGUGCAUGUCUUUACCGGUUUCAAUGUCUUCUCUAUCUUUCUUUCUUUCUUUCCUUCUCUCUCACACUCUCUGUAUCUCUCGCUCUCUCUCUCUCUUUCUCUUUCUCUCUCCCCCAGUGCCACUGUUUUUUAGACAUUUGACCAGACUAUAGCACAAGCCUGCAUUUGUUUGUAUAUUUUUGACAGUUUGCAGUAUGUGUACAUUCAGAGGUGAUCAUUUUAAAUGAAUGAAGGGAAAAUUAAAAGUUAAACUAUGAUGAUGAUGAUGUUAAAAUUAAAAUAAUAUAUUC